Anopheles merus is the source of this 3065-nucleotide messenger RNA. Its product is annotated as apoptosis-resistant E3 ubiquitin protein ligase 1-like. Lineage: Eukaryota; Metazoa; Arthropoda; Insecta; Diptera; Culicidae. The record is from RefSeq and is a predicted model, not a curated record. Gene Ontology annotation, molecular function: ubiquitin-protein transferase activity. Gene Ontology annotation, biological process: positive regulation of protein catabolic process; negative regulation of apoptotic process; proteasome-mediated ubiquitin-dependent protein catabolic process.
UGCCGGCCGCCCCGGUCGGGCGUCGUGCCACAAUCGAAAGCUUUAAUAAACAGUGCAUUGCCGCAGCAGCAGAAGGAGCAGCAGUAGGAGAGCAACGUGGAGAGUGUUAAACCGUUUGCGCACCGAGUUUGUUAUGCGCUAGCGUAAGCCGGGAAUAGGUCCACGAUUUACACACUACUGGGCACUACUCGUUGUGCAGUUUUUAAAGGAGUGAAUCAAAAACACACAUACACACAAAACAAAGCGCGUCUUCAUUCGCGUGUGAUAAAGGAAAGCGCAAAACACCCCGAAUGUUCAACAUGUGGGCCCCGGAGUCGGAAAUCAACUCGAUUGCCUUUACCAACAUCCGCCAUUCGGUGUCAGCUUCGUCUGGUAUCUCUACACUCUCGAGCUGUGGAGAUCCAGAGCGCCUACCGGAGCUACCACCGGGUGAUGAACAGCGUCUUCAGCGAGCUGCCUUGACUCUACAACAGAAACUAAUACUUCGCGAGUGGCUUAAGGAGCACCGGCUGCAGCAUCAUUAUUCCAGAUUGGUUGCCAUCGAGGUUACGGCACUGGAAGAUGUGUACUGGCUGGAAGAUUCCCGCGCCAGCCAAAUCCUCGGCAAGGAUUGGCCGAUCUGGUCGAGCGCGCGCCAAAAACUGCCAACCUCCAAAGCCAACCUGGAAGCCUUAAAAGCCGACCUGUGGUCCACGGUGGUCAAGUCCAGCCAGCACCAGGAUGCCUGGACCUGGGGCGGCAUGCUCGUCGUCUCGGUGUCCGUCGCCGGGCUGGUCACGCUGGCCGCCAUGACGCAACCGUCCCUCGCACCGGAAGCACGCCACUCGCUCCUGCAGUACGUCACCGGCAAGUAUCUGCUUCCCGCGAACUGCAAGGUGCACUGGGACUGGACCGAACCGGGGGUCGGCGGCACGAUGUGCUUUACCGUCCGGUUCCAUCAGCGCAACGGCCAGGCCUAUCCCAUCUGUGAUACGGAUCAGUUUUUCGUGGAGGUGACCGAAGGUACGCGCAAGAUCGUCACGAUCAGCGAGCUCGGCUCGCCGACCGAUCCGAACAACGCCAACAUUGCGCGGGUCAAGUUUACCGUGCGCACCGCCGGUCAGUACAAAAUCUCGGUCCUGAUCGGGUCUAGUCAUAUCGCGGGCAGUCCGUUUACGAAAACGUUCGCCCCUGGGCCGAUGGAUGCCCGUCGGUCGCGUCUGAUCAGACCCGCCAGUACGGUUGUGUGCUGUGCCGGUGCACCAACCUUCCUGCAUAUUGAGCCGCGGGACGAGCACGGCAACACGUGCCAGUUUGAGGCGGACUGUGACCCGAUCAAAGGCUACAGCAUCGACAUCUUCGAUCUCUACGGUAACCAUAGUGAUAAGUUUGGCAGUGCGGUAACGUUCUCGUACGAUAAGGUGAAUGCGCGCAUCAGCCUGACCGCUCUGUUCCCGGAGCCGGUGUGCCUGCGGGCGGUGGUCGCGUACGAGACGCAACCGAUCCCGAACGGGGACUUUGACAUUAUUGUGCUGAGCAGCAGUGAUACGACGCUGGUGCAUAAGAAUAUUGCCUCACGCAAGCACAACAUCUGCUACGAGGCGAAGCUGUUCAGCAUUUAUGGGCAGCAGCGAUGGACCAAACCGCGCAAGGUGUUGUGCUAUGUGGGGCCGAAGCAGGUCACCAUCAAGGAGAUGAUCCUGAAAAUCAUUCCCAAGCGUAUAGCGACGUUCCGGCUCUGUCCUUCCACUAAAUUCCACUUUCUUCCACCAUCAACCAUUCAAAUGAACAACGGGCACGGUGCCAUCUUCAUCAUUGACGAUGGCUGUCAGCCAAAGAUCGAGCUGGCGUCCAAGGAGCGCAACGUCAUCGCGGCCACCUUCACCCACUUCCUGCUGAAGAACAUCGGAGGAUCGGAAACGUUCAAAGACAAGCAAGACUUCUUACACGAAGUGCGACUUGUGCGCAAGUUCCAUUCCAACUACUACCACGAGAAGCUAUCGCUGAAGGUGCAGCGCGACAAGAUCCUGGAGUCGAGCAUGAAGGCGACGAAGAACUUUUCCGUGUCCGAUUGGUGCGGCAUUGAGGUUACAUUCCAGGGCGAGCAAGGCAUUGAUUGGGGCGGCCUGAGACGCGAAUGGUUCGAACUGGUCUGCAGUGCCCUAUUUGACCCCCGUGGCGGUCUGUUCUGUACAUUCCACGACAAGCGGCAGGCCCUGGUACAUCCGAACCCGAACCGGCCGCCCCAUCUGAAGCUAAAGCACUUCGAAUUUGCAGGCAAGGUCGUCGGCAAGUGUCUGUAUGAGUCGGCACUCGGUGGCACCUACCGGCAGCUCGUACGAGCACGCUUUUCUCGCUCCUUUUUGGCACAGCUGAUUGGCCUGCGAGUACACUACAAGUACUUCGAGCAGGACGAUCCCGAUCUGUACCUGUCGAAGAUCAAGUACAUCUUGGAGACGGAUCUGGAUACGAGUGAAAAUCUGGAGCUGUACUUCGUGGAGGAGAUGUACGACCAGAGUGGUCAGCUGCAGAAGACUGUCGAGCUGAUCCCAAACGGAGCAAAGGUGCGGGUUACGAACGCAACCAAGAACCAAUAUCUGGACGCGUUGGCCCAGCAGCGUCUUUGUAAUAACGUCCGAGAGGAGAUCGACAGCUUCCUGAAGGGAUUGAACGGUAUCAUUCCAGAUAAUUUGUUGAGCAUUUUCGACGAGAAUGAGUUGGAGUUGCUACUCUGUGGUACCGGCGAGUACUCGAUCGCUGACUUCCGGGCGAAUCACAUCAUCAACGGAGGUUCGGCCGAGUUCCGCCGCGUUCUUGGUUGGUUUUGGGCGGCCGUCGGUAACUUUUCGCAAACCGAAAUGGCGCGUCUACUUCAGUUCACCACUGGCUGCUCCCAGCUACCUCCUGGAGGCUUUCAGGAACUGAAUCCUAGGUUUCAAAUUACUGCAGCUCCUACGUUUGGUAAUCUUCCAACGGCACACUUGUUUCAACAACUUUGCCUGCCCGACUACGAAAGUUACGAGCAGUUUGAGAAGGCACUCAUGUUUGCCAUCAGCGAGGGCACCGAAGGUUUUGGCAUGGUCUAA